CGAGGGCUCGCGAUCCCCCUGUCAAUGCCUCUCUUUUAUCUAUUUUUCUUUUAUUUCUAAUGGCUUCUCAAUUAUUACGUUCUUCUCUUCGUGCUAUUGCACGUCCUAGCCUUGUUAAGAGCUUCGUUGCUCCUAGCAUGACCCAACGUAUGCCUACUGUUGCAUUCACCGCUACGCGUUCUUUCUCUGCCGGUAUGGCUCGUAUGAGCAACGGUGUUGUUGAUGCUGAUCUUACUCACAAGUUGGACGAAGAGCUUCAAUACGAACAAUCCAACGCCGAAGCUGGUCAACCUGAAUUUGUCAAGGAGUUUUUGGAAGCCAACUCCUUCAAGAUUGAGGAUAAGGCUGGUGUCGAUGAAGUUACUCUUUCUCGUACCUUUGGAAAUGAAAAGAUUCGUGUCUUGUUCUCCAUCUCUGAUAUCAACAACGCUUCCCCCGAAGGUUUCCUUCCUGAGGAUGAUAUGGUUGAGGCCGAGACUGAGGAAGAUGAUGAAGCCGUCUCUUUCCCCGUUCGCGCUUCCGUCACCAUUGAAAAGGAUGGUCAAGGUGCUGUCACAAUUGAUACUGUUGCCCAAGAUGGUGAGAUCGCUGUCGAAAGUGUCAUGUAUUAUAAGGACGGUAAAUUAGCUGAUGAACAAUCUGCUGAGGCUGACUGGCAACGUCGUGGACUUUACAUUGGUCCUCAAUUUGCCGAAUUGGAUGAAAACCUCCAAAACCUCUUUGAACGUUACCUCGAAGAGCGUGGUAUUAACACUGCUUUGGCCAACUUCUUGCCCGAUUAUGUUGAGCAUAAGGAACAAAAGGAGUAUACCCAAUGGCUCCAAAACAUGAAGAACUUCAUCUCUGCUUAAAAAGUUCUUUUUUAAAUAAAAAAUUGUAAUAUAUAAAUAAAAAUAAACAUGCACACAGAA
Molecule: messenger RNA, 911 nt
Organism: Mucor mucedo
Lineage: Eukaryota; Fungi; Mucoromycota; Mucoromycetes; Mucorales; Mucoraceae
Product: mitochondrial glycoprotein
Exons: 5
Coding region: 60-851 (263 amino acids)
Biological process (GO): cytosolic ribosome assembly
Cellular component (GO): mitochondrial matrix
Source: RefSeq, a predicted model, not a curated record